CUAUGCUGCUGAGAUUCUCGCGCUACACCUGCGGGUCUGCCCGAGCCAAUAGGAGACCGACAUCCGGGGGGGUGGCGUGGCACUGUGCAUCUAAAGUCUCAUCCGAUUGGUGCAACCCAACCCGGAUUGUUCGACAACCCGAAUACAAAAACAUCGGCGAAUAUGCAUUCACACCUAUGCUCGAUUGAGCCCCUGAGAACUCGAGUGGGCUGACUCAUAUUUUUUUGUUUGUUUACAAUUUGAGUGCAGAAAUAAACAAAGAAAAGGCAUACGUUGCAGAUGAACACUGGUCGCAAAUCAAGAUUUAGUUCCAAUUGUGACAUCUACGUGGCAACGCUUCCCGAUUCGUCAGCGUGUCAGUCAACUCCCAUUUCUAAGAUGGCCGCCUCCUGCAAAAACAACUUAAGAAAGUUUGUGCCACGCGACCUGACGUUGUUGAUGCAUCAUCAUCGUCAUCAUCAUCAUCAUCAUCACCAUCAUGGAUGAAAGACGCGGCCGAGCUGCUGGGCCACCGCGAAGCGUUCAAGUGCCGCCUGGGCGGAAGCGGACCGGAGCCGGGACUCUCCGCCGCGCUCGGCCCGGUCCCGGACGGCGCGGAGGGCGCCACCGCGCUCCCCGCCGAGGACAUCGCCUCCGACCCGGCGCAGGGGACCAAGGAGCGGGACAAGCAGCAGCAGCAGCAGAAUCCCAACCCGCAGCAGGCCCAGAAACAGAAACGGCACCGGACCCGCUUCACGCCGGCGCAGCUCAACGAGCUGGAGAGGAGCUUCGCCAAGACGCACUACCCGGACAUCUUCAUGCGCGAGGAGCUGGCCCUCAGGAUCGGCCUGACCGAGUCCAGAGUGCAGGUCUGGUUUCAGAACCGGCGCGCCAAGUGGAAGAAGCGCAAGAAGAGCACCAACGUGUUCCGGGCUCCGGGCACGCUGCUGCCCACUCACCACGGCCUGCAGCAGUUCACGGCGGCGGCGGCGGCGGCGGCCGCCAUGGGCGACGGCCUGUGCUCCUUCCACGCCAACGACGGGCGCUGGGGCCCCGCCAACGUGUCCCAGCUCCAGCUGCCCCCCGCCCUGGGCGGCCGCCAGCCGGCCGGGUCUCACUCCCUGAGCCGCUCCCAGUGCGGCCUCCGGCCGCCGCCGCCCGCCUCCGUGGGGCUGUCCGACAUGUCCGACAUGUCCGGCGGCGGCGGGCUGCAGUCCCACCUGUACCAGCCCCACUUCCCCGGCAUGGUGCCCCCCGCCAACGUGAGCGGGUCGCCGCAGCUGUGCGGCUCCUCGCCGGACAGCGACGUGUGGAGGGGCACCAGCAUCGCUUCGCUCCGCCGCAAGGCUCUGGAGCACACGGUGUCCAUGAGCUUCGCCUAAUAGCAACGCCAGCUGACAUCUUGUGACGCGUAUUCACACACAUUCUGCACCCGAAAAUAUGCCGCUGUUAUUGUUAUCCCGCAAGUUUGCCGUUCUGCUCCUUCCGACUUUCGCCACCACUUCAAAUCAUUCGGACUUCCAGCUCGUCGAGAAAAAUUGCAACCGCUUUCCGCAUUCUACAAUUCCCGGUUUUCCCACAAUUCCGCAUUUGCACCCAAAAAUUCAAGCAAAUGCCACAAUCAAAUAUUUCUCCUCUUUUUCAUUUCAAAGUCAAACUGUAAAGUCCAAUUAGAACGUCGCGCUGGGCAAUUUUUGUCUUUUUCAGGUUCCAAAUUUCCCAAUUUCACGGUACGUUUCCCAAAUGAAGACAUAUUUACAUGUUCCAUUUGGUGACUCGUGACAAGUUCCAAAUAUUUCCCUCAUUGAGGACAUCUCGUGAACUAUUUUCCACAUUUCCAACACUUUUCAUGGUGAAAUUCCCACAUUAAGAGAGAUUUGACAGAUUUACCGUUUGGGGAUCUUCCCUUCCACAUUUCUUGACCGAUUCCAAGUUGAAAAUAUUCAACUCAUUCGGUACACCACUGGAAUUAUUUUCCACAUUUUCAAAAUUCCUAUUGGUCCCACAAUGCCACACUUUCCUUGAAAAUAAUCCUGUUGAUACGAAUCGAGACGUUCUCAAUAUCGAUCCGUAUUCAACCGAUUUUAAACCAUUUCUACCUCAAUCGAAUCAUCUCCUUCAGGAUAUCUUGGGAGCUUCCCCCCCCCGCCCCCCCACAUUCCCAGAAUUCCCACAUUUUGCAUUAUUCCACAUUUCCCCUGACGAUAUUCCCAAAUGAAUGCAGACAUUGAACUUCUCUUACCCCCCAACCGAUUCCAACUGUUCCAACUCGAAACAUAUUGGCAAGGAUUUAAAACAUUCCCCAAAUUUCCAGAUAUUUGGCACAUUUAUUUCAUGACCGAUUCAAGCCGUCCCAGACGUGAAGUCUUGCGUUUGACAUUUCAACAAUUGGAUGACUUCUAAAGUGUUUCAGUUCCACUUCUGCUCUUCGGCGUUCACAGUUAACAUUGCCUACGGUUAUUAUUUAUUCUUGCGUCGAUUUCCACAGAACAAUCGUUUUGGCACGGUGCUCAUUUGUUCAUUUGAAAUCAUUUAUUGUGACGGCACGGAAGCAAAACCAAAAAACACUGACUGGCUGCACACUUGCUGUCUUCACACUUUCAUUCCCGAAGGAAAUCAUUUUAAAAUGUACAUAGGGUGUUUUUGUGAUCUCUUGGCGUGCCGAUGAUGCCGAUGAUGCCGAUGAUGCCGAUGAUGGUGAUUUUUCUUCAAUGUCAGCCAUUUUUUUUGGGUUUGUCUCAUGGACAUGUUUCUACUGAUUUCAUGUAUAAAUGAUUCCAAUAAAAGUUGAAAUAA
Molecule: messenger RNA, 2775 nt
Organism: Phycodurus eques (leafy seadragon)
Lineage: Eukaryota; Metazoa; Chordata; Actinopteri; Syngnathiformes; Syngnathidae
Gene: otpa
Product: orthopedia homeobox a
Exons: 4
Coding region: 483-1361 (292 amino acids)
Biological process (GO): regulation of DNA-templated transcription; neuron differentiation
Molecular function (GO): DNA binding; DNA-binding transcription factor activity, RNA polymerase II-specific
Source: RefSeq, a predicted model, not a curated record